AAGUCCUGUUUAGGACUUCUCAUUUCCAGUUACUACCUUUGUAAUCUUGGCUUCUCUGCCUCCAAUCUGUUUCCACUCUAAGCCAUUUUGCAGACUCACUGGCCCUAAAGUACUGUUUUCCCAUAAUUCCCUGCUCAAGGUUACAGAGCCCUGCCAUGCUAAUCUCCUUUGUCCAGUUGUGGUCCCACUAGCCUUUCAAGGUUUACAGGAUUACUGCCCAACCUACUUUAAAUACACUGCCUUUAUUUCCCUUGUAUUCAAACAUCUCAUUCCCAUCUCUACUCUUAACUUUGUCCUUUUUGGUUUUGGUAAUGUCGGCACAAAAUCCAUAACUUAACAGAAGACUCCGGUAAAAAAAAGUCUUUCUGUUUUCCAGUCAUCCAGCUCCCUCUCCCUGCGGAAAAAAUGCAUGCAAGCCUUUCAGAGUCUGGGCCUGGUGUAGCCUCUAACAUCCUUUCCAACACAUGGGCUUCAAGGAAGUUGCAGUGCUCUUUGAGCCUACCUGGAGCCCCCCACCCCACCCCAACACACACGCACACCACUCUUACGUGCUUAGCUCUUUCUGUUCCAAAGGUCAUUUGGGAUGACCUUUAUGAAGCCCUCACUGGAUCGAUAUUCUGGCACACUAAUCGGUGCUCAGAAAAAUACCUGAUGACUGAAAGACGUGGUCAAAUUGAGUAUCUUUCUCUUCUGAACUUCCACAACACUUUUCUUGCAACAGGUCUAUUGCUCCUGAAUUCGCACAGGAUCCGUGCCUGAAGCACGUGCUUGUCAUACGGUAUAAAUAGCUACCACACCGAGUGCAGGAGUGGGUUUCUGCACAAGAACAAACUGACCAGUCCCUCGUCCCAGGCGCCACCUCCUUUCCUCUACAUCCCUGCUUACAACAGUCGGCCGACUUCCCUUCUCUUCCAGAGCAGGAAACCAGUAUUACGCAGACGAGUGCUCACGUACCUCCGAAGGCGGGAGGCCAGGAGAAUUUUGUCCUGCCUGCUCCCCGUCUCUCCGGUGGCGCUGUGAGAGCUGCGUCGGCGUGCGUGGCUGCGCAGCCGCAGACCCAGCCGAGUGGGCGGGGCCGGCUCUUGGCGGCUGUUGGCGGCGGUCGGCGCGGCCGGGGAGGCGGCUGCACGUGCAGGCGGGGGCGAUGCGUCACUGAUCCGUGAGGCCCGGCCUUAGGGUCGGCCUCCCUCUGGAGUCUACGGCUGCCACCUUCUCAGUUAGUGCCUUCCGCCGGGUUUGGGAGGAAAAGGAUGAAUAUGACUCAAGCCCGGGUUCUGGUGGCCGCAGUGGUGAGUCUGGUGGUUGUCCUUCUCUACGCCUCCAUUCACAAGAUCGAGGAAGGACACCUGGCUGUGUACUACAGGGGAGGAGCUUUACUAACUAGCCCCAGUGGACCAGGCUAUCAUAUCAUGUUGCCUUUCAUUACUACGUUCAGAUCUGUGCAGACAACACUACAAACCGAUGAAGUUAAAAAUGUGCCUUGUGGAACAAGUGGUGGGGUCAUGAUCUAUAUUGACCGAAUAGAAGUGGUUAAUAUGUUGGCCCCUUGUGCAGUGUUUGAUAUCGUGAGGAACUACACUGCAGAUUAUGACAAGACCUUAAUCUUCAAUAAAAUCCACCAUGAACUGAACCAGUUUUGUAGUGCCCACACACUUCAAGAAGUUUACAUUGAAUUGUUUGAUCAAAUAGAUGAAAACCUGAAGCAAGCUCUCCAGAAAGAUUUAAACGUCAUGGCCCCAGGCCUCACCAUACAGGCUGUGCGUGUUACAAAACCCAAAAUCCCAGAAGCCAUAAGAAGAAAUUUUGAGUUAAUGGAGGCUGAAAAGACAAAACUUCUUAUAGCUGCACAGAAACAAAAGGUUGUGGAGAAAGAAGCUGAGACAGAGAGGAAAAAGGCUGUUAUAGAAGCGGAGAAGAUUGCACAGGUGGCAAAAAUUCGGUUUCAGCAGAAGGUGAUGGAGAAAGAAACUGAAAAACGCAUUUCUGAAAUUGAAGAUGCUGCAUUCCUGGCCCGAGAGAAGGCGAAGGCAGAUGCUGAGUAUUAUGCUGCACACAAAUAUGCCACCUCAAACAAGCACAAAUUGACCCCGGAAUAUCUGGAGCUCAAAAGGUACCAGGCCAUUGCUUCUAACAGUAAGAUCUACUUUGGCAGCAACAUCCCUAGCAUGUUCAUGGACUCCUCUUGUGCUUCGAAAUAUUCAGAUGUUAGGACUGGAAGAAAAAGUUCUCUCCUCUCUAAGGAGACUCUUGAACCCUCUGGAGAGAGCCCCAUCCAAAACAAGGAGAGCACAGGUUGAUGCAAGUGGUGGAAAUGUACUCCCAUAUCAGAAUGUGGCCCAAGGGGUUAAGUGGGAACAAUGGUUAUAUGACUCCUCAGAUUCACAGAGAACCUGUGCUCCAUCUGUUCUGCCUCUCCUGUGGUAGCCCUGGUUUAUCAGCCGAUUGCAAGAUAGAGCCAGUUGUCUGGCACCCAAAUGUCUUUUCAGCCACAGUUUUUAUCAAGUAUCCUGUGUGUCUUCCUUUCUGAACUGGUACUCAUGAAUGAGGGAAAGUGUGAUGCUAAGAUACUGCCUGCACUGGAAUGUUACACAUUAAGUAUAUAACAAGCUGUGUUUUUCUAAGCUGAGAUCCUGUUGAAUAAUGUUUACAUUGGUCCCUGGGGAAAUGUGUGCUCAGCCAUUCAAGACAUAGGAGGCCAGAGAAGAUGGCCAGGAUGCGGUAAGUGUAAAGAAAACCGAUUACGCCUGGGGCCCAAGCUCUCUCUUUGGGGUCCAGUCCCAGCGUUCAUCCAUGUGAUUAGCAUCUAGUCCACUGAAGUUCUCCAGGAAAUGAUCUUCCACUUGAGCAAAUAUUUACUUGAUACUAUUUGCACCUUUUUGUUUUCCUAUAGUCGAGUUGGUGGCCUGCUGGGAUAUGUACCUUGCCACCCAACCAGGGAUUCCUAAUCACUAGUUAUUGCAUUAGUAGGCUCAGAGAGAGAGCUUGGCUUGAAGUUCUGGGUGAGAUGAAACCUUUGCUUUGAACCAAAGCUCUGGGGCCCUCCAUUCCCCUCCAUUGGAUGAUGACUAUCUGUGUCACUGCCCCAGGCCAUUCAUAAUGAAGGUGCCUGGUUUUUAGCCACAGACAACUCCUUAUAUGUCACCUCUCAGCUCUGGCUGGCCAAGAGCAAGGCAGGGCUUUAACCAGAAUGAGGAGCAGCAUGUAAUUUCCCAGCUGUUCACUGCACAGUAUUAUAUCAUAACUGCAGGAAGUUUUCAUAAAAACUGGAUUUGGGGUACAUUUAUUUGCCCCAGUACCUCUGCCUGAAGGCCAAGUCCUAGGGCUGCCAUGGUUACUAGCACAUUGAUUCUCCUCAAUAUUGUUCUUCUGGAGCCUACAUAGUGUGGAACAGAGUAACAGCAUCUUUGGUCAUCUUUGUUUCAUUUUUUUUUUUUUUUAACCUGGCUCUGAGAUGCUGAAAUCAAAGUUGUUCUCCAGCUUUCACCUUCCCUAGGAAGUCAGGAUUCCACUGACUUCCUGGGCUGCCAGGGGAUUUAAUCUCCCAUGGGAGGAUGACAGAGUGAGUUACAAGUUAGCCUGUGGCUAUGGGAGACCUAUUUCAUCUGGGCCUUUUUCCCCUUCGGAUUAGCUUUCCUGAAACAGUGUGCCCCAUAGUUAGGCCUGAGUUUGUGCAGCUUUUUAAGACACUUUUCGUGUAUACUGUGGUCAAGCCAGACAGAAAAGUCAUGGGACCACUUCCAGAAACCUUUCCGCUGUCAGUCCUGUCAGUCUCAUGACAGCUUGCGGGUUGUGCCAAACACUUUCUAUGGGGAAGGAAUCCCAAAUUUGAGUGGGUCUUUUCCCUGGGCCUUAUACUAGAGAGGCAUUUGUAAUAAUGGAGAGAAUCCUUUUUUAAUUUUUGCUUAUUGUAUACACUCUCUUUAUGAAUGGAUCUGGUGUUCUCUAGCCCUCCUUUAAAGAACCUUUGAACUAUAAGAAUAAACUCUUCAUCUGUCAUGUAUUGUUGCUGCAGAUAGAUAAUGAUUGUUGUGGGAAAUUUGGGUCAUUGACCUUUGUGCUUUCAUUCCUAGAGAUGUUUCCUAUUCCCGUGAGCUAAAAGCUGUUGCCCUGAAGUGAUGGAUGUGGGUUUUCUUACAAGCCCCCUGGUGGCAGAGUUGAGGAACAGGGAACUAGUGUUGUGAAGUUGUAAAGAAACUACUUCCACUUAAACUCUCCAUGGAGUGUGCUUCCCAGUGCUCGCUCAGGCUCUAAGUCUAUCCCUCCUGUAGGGAUGUUCCUUUUGGCAAAUAUACACUGUAAUCUUGAAGUCUAAAUUUAUAUGUGAAUUGCUACCUUUUUUUAAAAAAAGAAACCAAAUAAAAUUAUUUUACUAUCA
This is a messenger RNA of Callorhinus ursinus (northern fur seal), 4375 nucleotides long. The record is from RefSeq and is a predicted model, not a curated record. NCBI's taxonomy places the organism in Eukaryota, Metazoa, Chordata, Mammalia, Carnivora, Otariidae.